AUGAAGCCCGUCGUAAGUGCCAUGCAAGCAUGGCAAUGCACUGUCAUCUCCGUCUUCGGCAUUGUCAUCUUGGGAGUUCUCGGCAUUCUGUUCAGCCAGAAUCACCCCGAGCUCGUUGGCGGUGAUGAGGAUCCGAAAGAUGGCAGCGCCGUCGCAGGUACCAUCUUCAUCUCUGUGCUGAUCUACAUCGGUUUCUUCGUUUUCUGCGGUCUGCAAGGCCUACUUCACAUUCGCGAGAACCGACGAGGCGCGAUCGCAUUGUAA
This is a messenger RNA of Colletotrichum higginsianum IMI 349063, 264 nucleotides long. RefSeq lists its product as uncharacterized. NCBI's taxonomy places the organism in Eukaryota, Fungi, Ascomycota, Sordariomycetes, Glomerellales, Glomerellaceae. The record is from RefSeq and is a predicted model, not a curated record. The transcript is spliced from 3 exons. Bases 1 to 264 code for a protein of 87 amino acids.